Molecule: messenger RNA, 1921 nt
Organism: Mercenaria mercenaria
Lineage: Eukaryota; Metazoa; Mollusca; Bivalvia; Venerida; Veneridae
Product: plasminogen-like
Exons: 7
Coding region: 79-1179 (366 amino acids)
Source: RefSeq, a predicted model, not a curated record
CAAACUUGAAUUGCUGCAGUUCAAGUCUAAUUCCAGAUGUAAAAGUUACAGCUGAGUUUAAUAUUAAACACUGGAACAAUGUUGGCCGUAUAUAUUUUAAUUGUUUUCUUCAACAUCUGGAUGAUUAACUGCGAUGAAAUGUGUGCUUGCCAGGAGAUCAAUGCCCUGAAAGAGACAAUCCGAGAAGAAAUGUUAGAUCGCAGACUGGAAGCUACAAGAAUGUUGGCGAAGAUUCACAAAUUAGAAGCAACUCAAAAAUCGCAACACGGAGCAUCUGACUGUACAGUGCGACUCGAUAAGAUGGAUACAAAGAUUUCAGAUUUGGACAGAAAGCUUAAUGCAUCGACUAGAGAGAUGCAUGAAGAAAAUAUGAUUGCAAUUGUGGAGAAAGCGUUGACGUCCGAGAAACAAGAAUGGACAGAAUCCAAGUCUGAUCUAGAAAGUCAGAUGUCUGCUAUUACAGACAUAGUUGCAGAAUAUGAGGAGUUGAUCCCGAAAAACAAAACAGGAUGUUUCAGCGGCAGGGCAAGAGAUUAUACAGGUACCAAAAGCACCACAGCUUCAGGGUAUCAGUGCCAAAGCUGGGGCAGCCAAAAACCACAUGAACACAAAUACAAAGAAAAACAGUUUUCAGAUUGUUCCUUCUGUCAAGCGAAGAAUUACUGUAGAGACCCUGGAAAUGAUGGGUUUCUGUGGUGCUAUACAAUUGAUCCUGAUAAACGCUGGGAAGGAUGUGGUAUUCCAUGGUGUGAGGAACCUGAAAGAAAUAAUAAUACCUUUGACUGUUACAUCAUCACUGCCGAAGACAGGAGAAGCGGUAAAUCAGACAAGGAAUUGUGUGAGAGCAAUGUGAAUCGAUUUGAAGUCAAUGCUAACACAACAUACACCAUUUCUGGGUGCAAGGACUGUUGCUGUCAGUCAAGAGACUGCCAUCCAUCAGAAUGUCCCGAGUGCUACAGUGGUACCUGGCAUCGCGCAGUAUCGGGCCGGGAGUGUCAGCGAUGGGAUAGCCAGGAGCCACACAAACACAAGUUUAAUGAAAUUAAGAUGUUUCGGAGGGAAAAAACAGUAGCUGCAGCUCACAACUACUGCCGGGAUCCGUCAGAAUCAGGGUACCUAUGGUGCUAUACAAUGGACCCUAAUCAAAGAUGGGAAAAGUGCGACAUACGUGAAUGCUAGUUCAUGGUGUUUACGAGUUAUGAUCAACAGUUACUGUUUGUUUUUGUGUAUAUUUUUCUUCUCAACAAUAAUUAUAACCAGAACGAUGUAACUAACACAGUGACAAUGUGUAAUUAGGUUUUUGUAUAGUAAAUCGACGUCCCAUAAAUAUAAGGCCCUUAAGACCUAUUCAGAAACUUUACUGAAAGAACCAUAACUGAAUAUGAAUUCAUAGUUGUGUAACCAUGUUCAUUGAACAAAAAUGGCAUUGCUUUAACAACGUAAGUUCGUAUUUGUUACUUACGACCAUUUUUGGUCAGUUUUAAAAAAUAUAAAAAUGUAUACUGAAAGAAACGGUCAUUUCUGCUGCUUAUAAUCUUUUAAGUUAGCGUAUUAUGUGAUUCUACUUUAACAAUAAUAAUCAUAAAGUAAAUUGGUCUUAAGUAGAAGUAACGACCAUUUAUUUUGGACUGUUGUUCAAGGGCGUAUAUACAAUUACUUCAGCUGGAUGAAUAUAUUACAACUGGUACUGUCAGUAUUUAAUAGUUUUAGCUUCGGUGAAUAAUCGGUAUAAUGAAAUCUACAAUAUGUAGUUUGCUAAAAAUACUCUUUUUCUUCUACGACCUUUUAUUUAUGUGACGUGGAAAUGUUUAUGCUCUUCAUACAUUGCUGCUUGUCUGUCUAAACUGUAUAUGACGUUGUUGGCUUUCAUACCAACUAUUAUCUUCUUUUAUAAAAAAUAUUCUCUUUGUUUCAAACGCAA